This is a messenger RNA of Alosa sapidissima (American shad), 1996 nucleotides long. RefSeq names its product BTB/POZ domain-containing protein 17 (gene btbd17a). Bases 1 to 1434 code for a protein of 477 amino acids. The record is from RefSeq and is a predicted model, not a curated record. The transcript has 3 exons. Lineage: Eukaryota; Metazoa; Chordata; Actinopteri; Clupeiformes; Clupeidae. Gene Ontology annotation, molecular function: protein binding.
AUGUCUGGGGAAGGAGACGGCUUGCCGGACGUCAUCAUCAUCAACGGUAACAGCAACGGUAACGGUAACGGCAACGGCGUGGCCUUCGGCAUUGACCACUCGGUGAAGCUGGUCUUGCGUCUGGCCGAGCUGUUUGAGCAAGGCAACGGCAGCGACGUGACGCUGCGGCUGGAGGCGGCCGGCGCGGCCGAUGUGCGCGAGAUCCAGGCCCACCGCCUGGUGCUGGCGCUGCAGAGCUCCGUCUUCCAGGAGAUGCUGGAGAACAGCACCGCGGGUGCUGCUGCUGCUGGGAGUGACACACUGGUGAUCACGGAGAGCGCUGAGAGUGUGGCCGUCUUCGACAAGUUCAUCAGAUACCUGUACUGCGGUGAGAUCGCUGUCCGUGUGGACCAGGCCACCACCUUGCAUCGCCUGGCCACCAAGUACAAUGUGACGGUCCUGCGGCAGGGCCUGAGCCAGUACAUGAGCGAGAACCUGGCGGGCGACCCUCCGCGCAGCGGACGCGCAGUCAGCUGGUACGAGUACGCCGAGCGCUCAGGCGACGAGGCGCUGCGUGACAGCUGCCUGCAGUACCUGACGUGGAACCUGUCGUCGGUGCUGCGCAGCCGCGAGUGGCCGAGCGUGAGCGCCCCCUUGCUGUUGACUCUGCUGCAGCGCUCUGACCUGGUGCUGCAGAGCGAGCUGGAGCUGUUCGAGGCCGUGGAGACCUGGCUGGCGAGGCAGAAGCCGGACGGGCUGACCGCUGAGAACGCGCUGCGCUCGAUCCGCUACGCCAUGAUGGCACCGCGCGAGCUCUUCCAGCUGCAGCGGGAGUCGCGGGCCCUCCGCCGCUACGGCGAGUCGGUGCGCGACCUGCUCUACAUGUCCUAUCAGUUCCACUCGGCGUCGCCGCUGCAGCUGGCCAAGUUCUUCGACGUCAACUGCAGCCUGUUCACGCCGCGCAACUACCUGGCGUCGGCGUGGGGCGCGCCAUGGGUCAUCAGCAACCCGGCGCGCGAUGACCGCAGCGCCAGCUUCCAGACGCAGCUGGGCCCCAGCGGACACGACGCGGGCAAGCGCGUCACCUGGAACGCGCUCUUCUCGCCACGCUGGCUGCCACUGAGCCUGCGGCCGGCGUUCGGCGAGCAGGGCUCCAUGCAGCCGCCGCCGAGGCCCGACGUCGGACGUCCGCGCAUCAUCGUCACCCCGGCAACGUCCAGCGCCGACAUGGCCGGCGUGAGCUUCCAGAAGACGCUGCUGGUGGUGGUGCGGUGGCAGGGGAAGAUGGUGGUGCGCCACGUCUACAACUUCCACCAGAGCACGGAGGAGAUCGGCGACUUCCUGGCCGGCACCGAUCUCCAACGCCGCAGCUCUGAGUACCUCACCAAUGGCUCACUCCAUCUGCACAUCAUCGUCAAGCCGCUCUACCAAAGCCUCAUCGCACCCAAGCAGUGACCAGUCACUGAUUCACACCACACCACACCGCACCGCACGCCCCACAUUGCCCAACUCAACACAAUGCAACCCAAAUCUCCACCCACGGUGGCCUAGUUUGGUUAGUAAUAACAUUGUUCCUCAAUAGGUAUGACACUCAUAUCACAAAAUUGUUCAUUUCUGAAAAAGGGACACUCAGUUGUAACACAAAAUAAUAACCAUGUAUUCAAUACGCCCCACCCCACCCCUAUUCCAAACACAAAGUGAUUCACCCAAAGAUUUAAAAUGAACAAGGGCUGGUUGGUGGAUUCAUUAAUGUUGAGCCAAAAUUGAUAGUAAAUCAAGUAGCCUGAUACACACUACAGUAGACUGACAGUUUAUAGCCAGUGAAACACACUGCCAGUGAUAGCCCAGCCAUACAGGCCUAUAGGCCACAACUUAUUUUAUGUUGAGACUAACUUUGACAAUUAUGGUUCUAGGUGCUAUGUUUUAUAAUAUCUCUAUGCGGAUUACAUUUCAUGCUUUAUUAAUUGAAUAACGUGUCAUAUUUUCCAUAUGUUUACAAAUUAGAAGUAGGCUAGGU